AUGGCAGUCCGAACAUUUCUCUCUCCCGCCCCUUCGUUGGAUCGGUCUGUCGUCAAGCAGACCGACAUGUCUCAGACCAACGACGCGAGGAAGGAUGGUACGUCACAGGACAAGCAAGAAUUCACAGAAGCGGAUCGGAAACCUCUUGCAUCACACACGAACCCAAACUCAAAGCCGGGCGUGACCUUUGCUCACCAGGACAGUCUGCCGAAGCUUCCUAUCCCUGACCUGGAGCCUUCUCUCAAGAAAUACCUGGCCUCAUUAGAGCCUCUCCAUAGCUCAAAAGAGCAUCGCGACACGGAGCGAGCCGUCGAAGAGUUCUUGAAACAAGAUGGACCGGACCUGCAGGAAAAGCUGAAGAAGUAUGCUUCUGGAAGGUCAAAUUACAUUGAACAAUUCUAUCCAGGGUACGACUCGUAUCUCAACUUUGACAACCCGGUUGUCUUAAAUCUGAACCCGUUCUUCCUGCUCGAGGACGACCCUACUCCGGCAAGGAACAACCAAGUCACCCGUGCAGCCUCUCUCGUGAUAUCAGCUCUAUCUUUCGUCCGCGCCGUCAGAAAGGAAGAGCUUCCCCCGGACACGAUCAAAGGCCAGCCAUUGUGCAUGUACCAGUUCUCCAGACUGUUUGGCACGGCCAGGAUACCGACCGAAAACGGAUGUCAGAUAGGUCAGGACCCCGACGCCAAGCACAUUGUCGUGCUCUCCCACGGCCAGUUCUACUGGUUCGAUGCCCUGGACGCAAACUCUGACCUGAUCAUGACCGAGAAGGAUCUUGCGCUCAACCUUCAGGUCAUUGUCGAUGAUGCUUCGCAGGUGCCUAUUCAAGAGGCUGCCAAGAGUGCCGUGGGUGUCCUGAGCACGGAGAAUCGGAAGACGUGGUCUGGCCUACGAGAUGUGCUGCAUCGCGAGGAGGGAUCGAAUAACUCUGACUGUCUCAACAUUGUCGACUCGGCGCUGUUUAUCCUAUGCCUCGACUACACCGAACCCCAGACGGGCGCAGAGCUCUGCAUGAACAUGCUCUGUGGUUCUAGCAAGGUCGAGAAGGGCAUCCAGGUCGGUACAUGUACUAAUAGAUGGUACGACAAACUUCAGAUCAUCGUCUGCAAGAACGGCAGUGCUGGCAUCAACUUUGAACACACCGGCGUCGACGGCCACACAGUCCUGCGCUUCGCAAGUGACGUCUACACAGACACAAUCUUACGCUUCGCCCGAACAAUCAACGGACAGGCACCAAGUCUAUGGGCGUCACAGAGCCCAGAUCCGUCCAAGCGAGAUCCGGAUAGCUUUGGCGACGUCAGCACAACGCCGCACAAGCUCGAGUGGGACAUGGUGCCUGAGUUGAGCACGGCGCUGCGUUUCGCGGAGACAAGACUGGCCGAUCUGAUCCAGCAGAAUGAGUUUGCGACUCUCGAAUUCUCGCAAUACGGUAAGAACUUUAUGACCUCGAUGGGCUUCUCGCCAGAUGCAUUCGUGCAGAUGGCGUUUCAAGCAGCGUACUAUGGUCUCUAUGGCCGGAUUGAAUGUACUUACGAGCCUGCCAUGACCAAGACCUUCUACCAUGGCCGCACCGAGGCUAUUCGAUCGGUGACCUCUGCAUCUACCGAGUUCAUCCGAACAUUCUGGGGAGAAAACCCAGCCCACAAGAAAGUUGAAGCCCUACGGAAAGCCUGCGAGAAACAUACGGCAAACACCAAAGAGUGUGCAAAGGCUCAGGGACCAGACCGUCAUCUUUACGCACUGUACUGCAUCUGGCAGCGGACUAUCGACGAGGGCCUCGAUCUCACCAGCAGCGUCGACUUGAACUCUGGCUCCGUGAGUCCAGUCUCAGACCAGAUCAGCUCGCCAACGCAAAACUCAGUAGCCUCAACCGAAGGAUCGGCCAGGGAGACAUCUCCAUCCGGACACAGCCACUCCCUCCCAGCACUGUUUGCCGACCCAGGCUGGGACAAGAUCAACACCACCGUUCUAUCGACAUCGAACUGCGGCAAUCCCUCACUCCGCCAAUUCGGCUUCGGCCCAACAUCCGGCGACGGCUUCGGCAUCGGAUACAUCAUCAAAGAAGGCAGCAUCUCCAUCUGCGCAUCGUCCAAGCACCGCCAGACAGCACGCUUCAUCGACGCCCUCGAAGCCUACUUCCUCGAGAUGCGCAAACUCCUCCGCCAGACCAAGCGGCGCGGCACAUCGACCGACAAGACCGCGUCCCGGGCCCGCGAGCUCGAUCAGCGCUCCAAGAGCCAGCGACCAAAGAACCGCGGGCGUGCGAUUGGCGCCGACGCGACAGGUAAAGCGCCGGCGACACCGGCGGUCGAAAGCACGGAAGAGUCGGAUGACGAGGGCCUAAGUGGAUGUGAGCAUACCCGCAACACCUAUUUCCGCGUAGAAGCAGGACUCCCGACACCUCCGAGCUCGCCGUUGAUGCCGUUGAUGCCGUUGAGGGCUAGUAUAUGCAGCAGUCCUCGUGUCAUUACGCCGCCGCUGCCUCGGAGACGAAGUAUCAUGGUGCAUCCGCAUUCGUUCUGCUGA
Messenger RNA from Pseudovirgaria hyperparasitica, 2526 nucleotides. RefSeq lists its product as uncharacterized. Gene Ontology annotation, molecular function: carnitine O-acetyltransferase activity. Bases 1 to 2526 code for a protein of 841 amino acids. NCBI's taxonomy places the organism in Eukaryota, Fungi, Ascomycota, Dothideomycetes, Acrospermales, Acrospermaceae. The transcript has 2 exons. The record is from RefSeq and is a predicted model, not a curated record. Gene Ontology annotation, cellular component: mitochondrion. Gene Ontology annotation, biological process: carnitine metabolic process.